AUGACGGACACCCUUCGCCCGCCGUCCCUCCAGGUGCACGUCCCCCAGGACGAGUCCAGCCAUGGAGAGGAGGAGGGCGGUGGGAGCGGAGGCGGUCACGACAGCCUCGUCUGGUCCAGCUCGUCCACCCCCACCCUGCGGCGCCGACGGUUUAAGAUGAGACGAAUGAAAAAGCUGCCCAGCGAGCGGGAGCGGCUUGAGAACGGGCUGCUGCGGCACCCCGGAUCCUGCUCGGCUUCCAAAGAGUACCUUCAGCUGCCCUCCAUCGAAAUCACGCCAUCCAGCGAUGAAGACGCGGCCUGGUCGAACAGCUCCACCCCGAGCGCCUCGCCCCGGCGCAAACGAUUCCUGCUUCGCAAGUGGCUGAAGGUGCGAGAGAGGAAGAAGCAAGGCAGUGAGAGCAGCAGUCAGCAGAGUAGUCAGCAGAGCAGCCAGCAGAGCAGCCAUGACGACGAUUCCAGCCGCUUCCUGACUCCCUUCAUCCGUGAGGACAGGGCUGACAGCGGAGCAGACAAGUGUAGCACCGCCAGUAACUCUAACCGGAGUUCCCCUGCCUGCUCUCCGGUUCUGCGGAAGCGCUGUCGAUCUCCCAUUCUGCAGAACGUCGAGGCGGACACCAUGGUGGAGAAAGGCUCAGAGCAGUCUGACACCUCCAAAUCCCCCUCCACCCCUGAGCAGCUGGUCACUCGCACCUUCUCCGGCCAGUCCACACGCAGCGGGGGCAAGAACUCCAAGUCUCACAAGCGACUUUCCAAAUAUGACAGAUUAAACCUGAUUAAAAAAAGCCAGAGCUGGUACAACCAUGAGAGACAGCACAUUCUCAGAGUCCUCAGUCCCACAUACAAGCAGCGUAAUGAAGACUUCAGGAAGCUCUUCAAGCAGUUGCCGGACACAGAGCGUCUUAUUGUGGACUACUCAUGCGCUCUCCAGCGGGACAUUCUCCUGCAGGGCCGCCUCUACCUCUCCGAAAACUGGAUCUGUUUUUACAGCAACAUCUUUCGCUGGGAGACACUGCUUACAGUGCGGCUGAAAGACAUCUGCUACAUGACGAAAGAGAAAACCGCACGUCUGAUUCCCAAUGCCAUACAGGUGUGCACAGACACUGAGAAGCACUUUUUCACAUCGUUUGGUGCGAGAGACAGGACCUACAUGAUGAUGUUUAGACUUUGGCAGAAUGCACUGCUGGACAAGCCUCUCUGUCCUAAAGAGCUCUGGCACUUUGUACAUCAGUGCUAUGGAAAUGAGCUGGGCCUCACUAGUGACGAUGAAGACUAUGUGCCGCCUGAUGAUGAUUUCAACACCAUGGGAUACUGUGAGGAGAUCCCAGCAGAGGAGAACGAGGUCAGUAAUGAUAACUCAUCCAAGAGCAGCAGUGAGAACAAGCCAGACAACUGUUCUCCUCCGUCACACAAGAGAUCCAUCACACACUCCACCAUCACCUCCACCACACCUCCCAGCAGCACUGAUACACCACUGUCUUUUGACAUUGCAGCUGAGGAGUACACAGACUGCCUUCCUGAUGGAGAUCUGCUGGCUGAGGAGAGGAACAGCGAGCCGGCCAGUCCUCUGGAUCCUGUGCCACCACUGGCACUCGACUUCAACGACAAUGAGGAUAUACCCACUGAUCUCAGUGAUUCCUCAGUGACAGAUGAUGAAGGCGAUGAGGUUCAAGCAUUCCACGAGGAUCUGAACGGCCGUCAGUACAUCAACGAGGUGUAUAAAUUCGGUGUUGAUAAGCUGUACACCAUUCUCUUCACUGAGUCCCAGUUCAUGACAGACUUUAUGGAUCAGAGGAGAUUCACAGAUGUGGUGUAUCAGCCUUGGAAGAAGGAAGAUGCUGGAAAUCAGACCAGGGCGAUCAUGUACACAAUUUCCCUGACCAACCCACUUGCUCCUAAAACAGCUACAGUUACUGAGACUCAGACUCUGUAUAAGGCCAGCCAGGAGAGUGAGUGCUACAUUAUCGAUGCAGAAGUCAUCACUCAUGACGUGCCGUACCAUGACUACUUCUACACCCUAAACCGUUACAUGCUCACGCGCGUGGCCAAGAACAAGUGUCGGCUGAGGGUUUCUACAGAGUUGAGGUACAGGAAACAGCCAUGGGGGCUGGUGAAGGGCUUCAUUGAGAAGAACUUCUGGAGUGGGCUAGAUGAGAACUUCAAAAGCCUUGAACUGGAGUUAGCAAAGAUGGAGGACGCUCUAAUGGAAAGCCACAGACUAUCUCCUAAAGCUAAAGCAGUGAAGAACUCCACCCUAAGACGGAGAAAAAGACCCCCCGCCCACCUGCGCACAGCCCAUCUAGAUGAGACCCUCAGUCCUGUUACCACACCAACAGACGAGGAGGUCAUCCACCGCAUCAAACACGUGGCAGGUUCCACUCAGACAAGACACUUUCCUGAGCACACGCCAGGGGGCGGGAUUUUCUGCAACCUCUCUAAGCCACUCCUCAUCAUCAGCUUUGUGAUCUGUAUAAGUCUGGUGCUACUGGUGUUUUUGAAUGUGAUGCUGUUCUAUAAACUCUGGAUGCUGGAGUAUUCUGCACAAAGCCUCACCAGCUUGCAGGGCUUACGCCUACAUGAAAGCAGUAAACUGCCAUCUACACAGAUGGAAUGGGCACAGCUCCUGGAGUCCCAGCAGCGCUACCACGACGCGGAGCUGCAGAAAUGGAGAGAGAUUGUCAAAUCUUCGGUACUGUUAUUGGAUCAGAUGAAGGAUUCCUUACUGAGCCUACAGAAAGGUGUGGGUCUACAAGAUUGCAACUCAGACUCGGACGAGAAGAGAAGUCGAUAUCACUGACACUUACCCUCCAGGCCACCAGGGCGCGCUGUGCAAUGUAGAGCCACUUAUGAAAACAAAAGGCAAAAAACAAAGGGCCCAAAUGUGCGUGUAUGACUAUGCAUACCAAACAAAAGAGACACUUGAUAGAGACCAGAAGAAGAAGAGAUGGACCAGAAACUGCCAUCGGCCAAUCCUAGUGGACAGCAAACCCACAGGAAGUGGGACCGUAUCUGUCCCAUGGAAUUGUGGGACAGUUAGAGUCCGAAUGGACUCAUCACUGUUCCUGCUUUCUUUCAGGUUCUCUUUCUGAGGAUGAUCUUUCAGCUUGGUUUUGACCUGUAACGGCACAGCUGCCAUGUCCCUUUUCCCAGUCGUGAGAGCUUUUCUGCAGGAAGCAUUAUGAAAUCUA
Sinocyclocheilus rhinocerous is the source of this 3187-nucleotide messenger RNA. RefSeq names its product GRAM domain-containing protein 1B-like. Gene Ontology annotation, biological process: intracellular sterol transport. Gene Ontology annotation, cellular component: endoplasmic reticulum membrane; plasma membrane; endoplasmic reticulum-plasma membrane contact site. The record is from RefSeq and is a predicted model, not a curated record. The transcript has 25 exons. The coding region runs from base 1 to 2796 and encodes 931 amino acids. Lineage: Eukaryota; Metazoa; Chordata; Actinopteri; Cypriniformes; Cyprinidae. Gene Ontology annotation, molecular function: cholesterol binding; cholesterol transfer activity.